Molecule: messenger RNA, 2082 nt
Organism: Verticillium alfalfae VaMs.102
Lineage: Eukaryota; Fungi; Ascomycota; Sordariomycetes; Glomerellales; Plectosphaerellaceae
Product: glycerol-3-phosphate dehydrogenase
Exons: 2
Coding region: 1-2082 (693 amino acids)
Biological process (GO): glycerol-3-phosphate metabolic process
Cellular component (GO): mitochondrion; glycerol-3-phosphate dehydrogenase (FAD) complex
Molecular function (GO): glycerol-3-phosphate dehydrogenase (quinone) activity
Source: RefSeq, a predicted model, not a curated record
AUGUCGCGCUUCGCGGGGCUGAGGAAGCCGCUUGGCGUCGCGGCCGUCGCCGCUGUGGCCACGACUGGUGGUGCCAUUGCCUUCUCAAGCUUCUCUCACAAGACCAACUUCGACACGCCCGCCGUAGAGCUCAAGAGGGACGCCAAGGGUGUCAUUAUUCCGCCCCAAUUCCCUUCGCUCAAGAGCCGCGCCGACCAGCUCGCCGACCUACGCCGUCACAGCUCCGAUUCCGAAGAGUAUGACCUGCUCAUUAUUGGUGGUGGAGCGACCGGUACCGGCAUCGCUCUUGAUGCCGCGACUCGUGGUCUCAAGGUCGCUCUCGUUGAGCGUGAUGACUUCAGCAGCGGCACCAGCAGCAAGAGCACCAAGCUCGUGCACGGCGGCGUGCGCUAUCUCGAGAAGGCCUUUUGGAACCUCGAUUACCCCCAGCUGCAGCUCGUCAUGGAGGCCCUGCGUGAGCGCAAGACCUUCCUCGAGAUUGCGCCUCACCUGUCUGUCUCCCUGCCCAUCCUGCUGCCUCUGCAGAGGUGGUGGCAGGCGCCUUACUUCUGGGCCGGUACCAAGGCCUACGAUCUUCUCGCCGGUUCCCAGGGCCUUGAGAGCUCCUACUACCUUUCCAAGAGCAAGGCGCUCGAGGCCUUCCCUCUGCUGAAGAAGGAUACGCUCAAGGGCGCUCUCGUCUACUACGACGGCCAGCACAACGAUUCCCGCAUGAACGUCUCUAUCGCCAUGACCGCUGCCAUGUACGGUGUCACCAUGGUGAACCACGCCGAAGUCACCCAGCUCGAAAAGGACGCCGAGGGCAAGAUUCGCGGCGCUCGCAUUCGCGAUGUCAUCUCUUCUGUCAAUGGCGACGCUGAGGGCGCUCGUGAGUUCACGGUUCGUGCCAAGGGUGUCAUUAACGCUACCGGACCCUUCACCGACGCCAUUGAGCGCAUGGACGACCCUUCCCGCAAGGCUCUCGUUGCGCCCAGUUCUGGUGCCCACAUCAUGCUGCCCGCUCACCUCAGCCCGAAGGGUAUGGGAAUUCUCGAUGCUGCCACUUCGGACGGUCGCGUUGUCUUUGUCCUCCCCUGGCAGGGCCUCACUGUCGCCGGUACCACUGACAACCCCUGCGCCGUUGAGCGCGAGCCGGUCGCCCAGCAGGAUGAGGUCGAUUUCAUCCUGAAGGAGGUCAGCAAGCUUCUGACGCCCGGAACCAACCUUACUCGCUCCGACAUUCUCGCUACCUGGUCUGGCAUCCGCCCUCUCGUCAAGGACCCCAACGCCAAGAACACUGAAUCGCUCGUCCGCAGCCACCUCGUCACCGUCUCCGAUUCUGGUCUCCUCACCUGCGCUGGUGGCAAGUGGACCACCUACCGCCAGAUGGCCGAGGACGCCGUCGACGAAGCCAUCGACACUUUCAAGCUCAGCCCCCAGACCAUCUCCAUGCCCGAUAUUAGCGGAGCCGGUGACGGUCAAUUCAAGUGGUCCACCUCUACCGCCUGCACAACCCGCCAGAUCCGCCUUGCUGGUGCUCAUGGCUUCUCCAACAAACUUCCUGCCCAACUGUCUGAAUCGUACGGCUUCGAUGCUGACGUCGCUCACCACCUCGCCACCAACUACGGUGAUCGCGCUUGGGACGUUGCCGCUGCCGAGUUUGGUUCCUCCGGAUCCGCCCGCCCCGCCAACCGCCUGGCCGCUGCGUACCCCUUCAUUGAUGGCGAGAUUCGCUACGGCAUCCGCCAGGAGGCUGCGCAGACCGCCUCCGACAUCAUCGCCCGCCGCACUCGCCUCGCCUUUCUCGAUGUCAAUGCCGCCCUCAGCUCUCUUCCCAAGGUCAUUGACGUCAUGGCCGAAGAGCUCAAGUGGUCCGACGCUCGCAAGAAGCACGAGUGGACCGAGUCGGUGCACUUCCUCAAGUCCAUGGGUCUGUCCAGUGAUAAGCUCAGCAUCACUCGCGAGGAGGUGGUCAAGGGCCUUCACAACAAGGUUGCUUCCGAGGAGAAGUUCGCGCCCAGCUCAGUUCGCGCCGGUAGUGCUCUCCAAGAGCUGAGCACCGGCACCGUGCUGGCUAAGAAGGAGAACCCCAACCAGCUGUAA